AUGACAGAUCUUGCUUCAGAAUAUCUCAUUCUUUGGGCAUCACAAACUGGUAACGCUGAAUGGAUUGCCAAAAACAUCCAUACCGAGGCUGGAAAGAAGGGAUACAAGGGCGAAUGCUUUGUCAUGGAUGAGUUUGCUGUGGCACCUUUACAGAAGGCAGGCGUGAUUAUUAUGGUCAGUUCCAAUACCGGAGAUGGCGAUUCCCCUGACAAUGCACUCAAGUUUUGGAGAUUUCUGCGCCGCAACAAGGAUAAGACCUAUUUUGCCAACACUCGAUUUACAGUAUUGGGUUUGGGUGACAGCAACUAUUCCAACUUCAACAACAGUGGUAAAAAACUGGAAAAGAAAUUCAAGGAUUUGGGAGGCCAGGUGUUCUAUGAAAAGGGUUUAGCUGACGAUGCUGAAGGAUUGGAGAAUGUGGUAGAUCCUUGGAUCGAAAAGCUAUGGGAAGUCUUACCUACAGUGCUAAAGCAAGAGGGAAAUGCGUCCAUCGAAUCAUCGAUUGCUCAUGAAAAGGAAUUGGAAAAGGAAAUGUCAGAACUGGCUAUCGAUCCCAUCGAUGUACCUUAUUCGAUGAGAAAUCGCAAAAAGAAUCUCCCUGAUCUAGUGGAAAAGUACACCGACUUGGAAAACACAUUAGUCGAUAAUUUCACCAUGGAAGCUAGAAGAGAAAAGUUGCCUAGCAAAGUAGCUGAUUAUACACAAUUAGACAAUACACUUGUAGAUGGCAAAAAGAAGAUUUUCAAGAGUGGAUUCCCUCUUGCCAUCAGCUUGGCUGGAUUAGAAGCAGGUGCCAAGUUGACUGGAUUGCCUCGAGUAUCUGUUCCUGUUGCCAAGGUGACCAAAUUAGAAGGUCAAAAGGCAGAAGAUUUCUCAGGAAAGGUACCUGAUUUUGUGUCUACUCCUGUGCCCAUCACCUAUGCUCCAGUUACCAUGGUGUCUUGCUUGACUGCCCCGAAUGCUGUUAAACGAACAUUGGAAGUGGAGCUUGAUGUUGGCGAGGACAAUCAUUUUGAACCUGGAGAUGCAUUUGGUGUGUUGGCUCCUAAUGACGAGGAUCUGGUGGAGUCUAUUUUGGGCAGACUAAAUAUACCUGAAGAAGAAUUCCACCAUCUUUACAAGGUCGAAGGCGAGAAUCUGCCUACUCAUUUACAAAAGGCCGCCUCAGCAUCACUAAUUGAACUGUUCCGUUACGCAGUGGAUUUGACUAGCCAUCCUCGUAAAGCACUGUUUAGAAUGCUGGCUGAUCACACUACAGAUCCCAAAGAAAAGCUGACAUUAAUGUACAUUUGCAGCAAGCAAGGUGCUGCUGCUUUCAAUGCUAUCCGUGAUGAAUCACCCACAUUGCUCGAUAUAUUGGAGACUUUUCCUAGCUGCCACCCUCCCAUUGACCGUCUUUUGGAUCUUUUGCCUGCUCAUAUGCCUCGUUUCUACUCUAUCUCAAGCUCUCCUCUCAAGCGUCAAGGCAAAGUACGAUUUGCUUUCAACGUGGUGGAGUACAUUACAGCUGGCAAGGCUGAGCGUAAGGGUGUUGCCACACCUUGGAUGGACAAGAUUACCAAGUUGAUUCCCAGUCGAACCACACCUACCAAUGUUGAAGUCGCUGUUACUGAAGACAUCAAGGUGCCCAUGUACAUCCGCCAAAACGCAAAUGCCUUUGUUUUGCCUCAAGAAACAGAGCGUCCUUUGGUAUUGAUUGGCCCUGGUACUGGCAUUGCACCCUUCAUUGGCUUCUUGGAGCAUCGUCAAAUACAGCGCAAUAUCCGCCUCUCUAUGGGCGGUCUUGGCCAUCAACCCACGCAACAGAUUCGUGAUCAGUUUGGACCCAUUUAUGUCUACUAUGGUUUCCGUGACAAGAGCAAGGACUUUUUGUUUGAAAAGGAAAUCCGUGAAUUCGAAACGGAUGGCACUAUCUCACUUUUGAGAAUUGCAGAGAGUCGUGCUGCUGAUGGACCCAAAGUGUACGUUCAAGAUUUGAUCAAGAAAGAUUCCGCCGCAUUGUACGACUUGAUUGUAAACAAGGAUGCAGCUAUUUACAUUUGUGGUGAUGCCAAGGGCAUGGCAAAGGGUGUCCAAGAUGCUCUGGCAGAGAUGCUGGUAGAACACCAAAAGAUGGAUCUGUUGGAGGCAAACAAGACUUUGGUGAAUUGGAUCUCGUCAAAGAAAUAUAUUAGAGAUUUGUGGGCUUAA
Messenger RNA from Mucor velutinosus, 2190 nucleotides. RefSeq lists its product as uncharacterized. Gene Ontology annotation, cellular component: cytosol. NCBI's taxonomy places the organism in Eukaryota, Fungi, Mucoromycota, Mucoromycetes, Mucorales, Mucoraceae. The record is from RefSeq and is a predicted model, not a curated record. Bases 1 to 2190 code for a protein of 729 amino acids. Gene Ontology annotation, biological process: homocysteine metabolic process. Gene Ontology annotation, molecular function: FMN binding; flavin adenine dinucleotide binding; [methionine synthase] reductase (NADPH) activity. The transcript has 4 exons.